Haemonchus placei is the source of this 294-nucleotide messenger RNA. NCBI's taxonomy places the organism in Eukaryota, Metazoa, Nematoda, Chromadorea, Rhabditida, Trichostrongylidae. The record is from the annotation of a GenBank genome assembly.
AUGCCGGUCAAGGAUGAGGCCGUCUCUGGUCUCUCCCUACCCGGCCUCGACGACAUACAGGAUGACGCUCUUCUCCAUGGCAGGGACGUCAAGCGCCUCCGUGACGCCACGACGUCUGCCCUGUCACAAGUUUGGAGCGAUACCUGUGCUACGACGGCGUUACUCACUCGUAAGAUCAACGAAGGCAACGCAGCCUUCACUGAGAAACUCAAUGACCCCUUCGCUGCAGUGGGGCAGCUUUUGGACAGCUUGCCGGCGAUUGCGAUGAUCCAGCCUGACCCUCAGACUCCAUGA